Lactuca saligna is the source of this 633-nucleotide messenger RNA. The record is from the annotation of a GenBank genome assembly. NCBI's taxonomy places the organism in Eukaryota, Viridiplantae, Streptophyta, Magnoliopsida, Asterales, Asteraceae.
AUGACUGCUUCAACACACAUCACUUCCUUUGCAGAUCAAUCCACCUCGAUGAUUAUGCUGAACAUUAAACUUGGCCAAAAUCUAAUUCUUGAUCUUGAUGCCUCCUGUUACAAUGAACUUCUCUAUCCAAUGAUUGAGUGUCUAAGGUAUUCUCCUCUAGUUCAAGCCCUAACAAUGGCGUACAGUCUUCCUUUGGUGCAUCUCUCUAAAGCCUACUCAUCUGUGAAUUAUAGUCAAUCGGAGGAGCUUAUUCACUUUGAGAUCUUGUGGAGAUGUUCUAGCAACUUGGUUACUACAGUGACUUAUCAGUCUGGUCGAAGUUUCGAAAGACCUUUCUUCCACCCAUCUAGAAUGUCUUGUUUACUCUUCAAUUCAAGGGAUUUUCUGAAAGAUGCUCGUGACUCGUUGCUCACGGUCUCGGUACCACAACAUCUGGCCAAGAAGCUCAAACCAAUCUUCUCCAUUCUUAAUCAUAUUGAAGGUGUUUUAGAAUCGGAUGCUCGUCCGAAACAAGGGGGAAAACCUAAGAAGACAUCUAGUGAAGAACCCAAGAAAACAGUUGGUGAUUCUGAUGAGAAUGAAAUCAAACCACAUCUGAAAGCAAAAGGUCAGAAGGGUAAUGAAGCUUCUUGA